Messenger RNA from Pectinophora gossypiella (pink bollworm), 1992 nucleotides. Its product is annotated as UDP-glucosyltransferase 2-like. The record is from RefSeq and is a predicted model, not a curated record. The transcript is spliced from 9 exons. Bases 152 to 1708 code for a protein of 518 amino acids. Gene Ontology annotation, molecular function: UDP-glycosyltransferase activity. NCBI's taxonomy places the organism in Eukaryota, Metazoa, Arthropoda, Insecta, Lepidoptera, Gelechiidae.
AUAUUAGAUAAGUGCUAUAUGAAUUAAAAGUCCUAACAUAGAUAAUUUAUUACUGUUGUGAAACCCUGGGGUGAACGCACGUCUUAUAUUGGAUCGUACACCAGUGAGUCUAAUAAUUAUAAAUUUGUUUUCGGACUCAAUUAAAUAUAAAAUGACCAAGAUUGUAUGGAUGCUAUUAACUUGUGUCGCCCUGACCGACGCAUACAGAAUACUGGUAGUCUUCCCAUUCCCUGGUAAAAGUCAUGGUAUACUGGGAGAUGGCUUCGUGAGACAUUUUUUGGCAGCCGGUCAUGAGGUGACGUAUAUCACACCGUUCCCAAAAGAGAAGCCUCGGCCUAACCUGCGCGAAGUAGACGUCAGUUCAAAUAAAGUCAUUUUGCCUCCUAGUUUGCUAAAUGUCCAAGGACUGAUGGAUAACAAAGUAGACUUCACAAACAAGGACUUAAUCUUCCGAUUGAUGUUCAAUAUUACUUCCACUACCCUUCAAAAUGACUACGUGCAGAAGCUGAUUGAAGACACGAACCAGCAGUUUGAUGUCGUUGUAGUGGAAUGGAUGUUCAGCGAAGCUUCUUGCGGGUUUGCAGCAGUUUUCAACUGCCCGUGCAUUAUGUUUUUCCCAUUCGAGAAUCCUAAAGAUAUUUUGGCUCUAAUAGAUGAGCCCCCAAACCCCGCAUAUACUCCCGUAUACUCGUUGAGGCUUAAACCUCCCUUCAGUUUUUCACAGAGAAUUUUGUCUUUGUGGUCACAUUUAAAAGAUUAUUACACAUGGAUAUCUAAGCGCAGUGACCAAAGUGUGUUCUACGAAAGUGCAUUCAAAUCCGCUUUAACGAAAAGGGGACGACCUUUACCAUCACUCGAGGAGAUGAAUAAUAACAUAUCUCUAGCGUUAGUGAACUCGCAUGUCUCAUUAGGAUUAUCAUUGAGAGUACCCUACAACUACAUUAACAUCGGAGGAUAUCAUAUUGAUACAAAUGUAAAGCCCUUACCAGAGAACUUGAAAAAGAUCAUGGACAACGCUAAAAAUGGCGUCAUAUACUUCAGUUUGGGUUCCAACCUGCAAAGUAAGGAUUUGCCUUAUGACGUCAAGAAAGGAUUGUUAUAUGUCUUCCGUGGAUUGAAACAAACUGUUCUGUGGAAGUUUGAAGAAGACUUUCCAGAUUUACCUAAGAAUGUUCAUAUCCUAAAUUGGGCUCCUCAACCAAGUAUUCUAGCUCAUCCCAAUUGCAUUUUGUUCAUAACCCACGGUGGGCUGCUCUCUACUACUGAAACUGUCCACUUCGGUGUUCCCAUAAUUGGGAUCCCAGUCUUCGCGGAUCAGUUCCUCAAUGUCGAUGAAGCCGUCCACCGGGGCUUCGCUAAGCGAGUCGAUCUAUCGUACACUAUGGCUGACGAUCUCAAACUAGCUAUCGACGAUAUCUUAACAAAUCCAAGGUACACUCAAAGGGCAAAGGAGCUGUCUAUGAUCUACCACGACCGGGUCGUACCUCCGGGCACGGAGAUGCUCCACUGGGUGGGACAUGUGGUGCGCACGCGCGGAGCGCGGCAUUUGCGCUCACCUGCGAGCUCCCUGCCCUUGUACCAAAAGUGGUACUUGGACUUUGCCGGCCUAGUAAUCGUAGCUUUAACGUUACUCCUGGCUAUCAUCAAACUACUGAUCUCAACUUGUUUUUCAAGUAAUAACGCAGAUUUACGAAAAAAAACAAAUUAAUGAUUAGAAUACAAAUACAAUGCUGUCGCUUAAGUCUUAGGUAAUUAAAACGGCGUGCUAAGUUAAAUGAAAAUGCCUAGUAUAAAACUUGUACACACUGGUCGAUCUAGCUAGGCAACAUUAUUUUGUGAUUGCUAAGUGAUAUUUAACUACGAGAAUUUUGAUCCAAGUACUCAGAUAGGUAAUUGUGUCUGUAAGAACAGAAAUAUACUUGAAUAUUAUUUACAAAAUUGUUGUGGUAACUGUUAAGCUUUAUAAACGGUUAAUAAAGGUUAUGUUACAUA